Messenger RNA from Cyanistes caeruleus (blue tit), 2458 nucleotides. The record is from RefSeq and is a predicted model, not a curated record. NCBI's taxonomy places the organism in Eukaryota, Metazoa, Chordata, Aves, Passeriformes, Paridae.
UGUGCGUAACUUAAGUCUUACCUCCCUGUAGUGGUACUGAACCCUUCACACACACAAACAUGAGUGAACACUCUGAAAACUCUAGUAUAAAAGAUAAAGCUGCAUUCAUUGCUUUGUUAGCAAAACACAAUGCUAAGCCCUCCCCAGCUGGGGAAGAAUGGGCUCAAAAUAAUUGGUUUAACCUGGAAAAUGUAACUGAUAGAAUUUGCUCCCUGCAACAUGAGGCAAAAUUCAAAUUUGGCCGUAAUAAAACCAUAAUUUGUUCUGUAUUGGGAGCUUGCCUUACGUCAGCUGUAGAGGCUCGCACGAGACGAAGGCAGGAAGAGAAUGUAAUUAUACAAUCCCUACAAAAUUUAGUUGAAAGUUUGCAAAAUGAAAUUCAUUUCUUACGAACUGCUCUGAGUGAGGAGUGUGCCAAAAAUUCACAGUGUGCUGAUUCCUUUAAGGAGUCGCUGGAAAAAGAAACUCCUCAGAUAAAUCACAAAUAUUCUCAAGCAGAAUUACAUUUGGUAAAAAACUGUGGUGAAAACUGUUGCUCCCAAAUAAGACCUUUGAUUAAAACAGAAUAUAACUAUAUCAAUGAUGAAGAUCUUGAUCCACAUAUAACCACUAAAGAAAUCCCGUACACUGCUACUGAAUUGGCUAAGUUAAAAAAGGAGUAUGGGCGUCUCCCUCACGAGUCAGAGACAGAAUAUGUAUUUCGAGUGUCUCUCACAGGGGGAGAUCAAAUUCGAUUAUCUGAACAAGAAGCAAGUGGUUACUGGGGACAUGGUGUUUUCAUAACAACAGGAGAUAACCGCAACCCAUGGUCCCUAACACAGCGAGCUGCAUAUUGGGCAGGGGGACUUAACCCCCUGGAAAGGGGAGAUCCUGUAGCUCUAACCGGCUCCCCAGACCAAAUUCUCAAAAACAUGCAUAAGGCAGCUUGUCUACAACUGAUUUAUGAAAGAAAAUUAAUUGUUGGUUAUGAAUCACCAAUUUUGUUACCUGUGAAAGCUGAAAUUAUGACCCCUUUAAUUUGUGGUCUUUCAGAAUCACUGAAACCUACAGCAAUUCUCCUCCAAACAACCAUAGAUGAUAUCCUUGUGGGAGGAGAUGAAAAAGAAGUAAUAAAAAAUAAAGAUGCUGAAAAGAGGUGCACUACCUGGGAAAAGGGAUUGUUGGUAGUUAAUCCAGCUCUCAUAGAAGUAGAAAAAAUUACACAACAACAACCAAUUGCAUUAAAAGGCCCUUUUGAAAUUACUAAGACAGCCACUACUGGGACUCUCCACCCUGACGGGGUGGCCCAGAGGGCCACAGUGAGAAAGUGGUAUGCCCAGAUUGAACAUGACUCUAACAUCUUCUCAAUAACAGAAGGAGCUGUAAAAAAUCAAGUGAUACAAAAAACUGAGAGCUUAAGUAGCAGCCAUGACAAACCUGACUUGAUAAUUAAAGAAACCCCUCCCAACAUAAAAACAGAAAAAGGUAGGCUGAUUUCUAGCCUACAGUAUUGGUGGAACUUGGGGGUGAAGAAAGGGGUACCGAAGGGUUUAAUGGUUAACCUGCCGCUUAAAAAAUUAAGUAAAUUGGUCUCUCAGUGGCAGGAUUCCAGCCCCAUUAUACCAAGCGCUCCACCUCACCCUCAACUGAUUCUGGGCAGUGGGCCAAAGCAACACCACUCACAGGUUCUGGACAGUGAGCAAAAACAAUCAGCAAACUCUUGGUUCACUGAUACCUCUGCCAAACGAGAGGGAGAGGUGUGGAGGUGUGGGGCAGUAGCCCUCCACCUUUCCUCUGCUGAACAAAUCGCUACUGAGGAAGAAAGCAGCACUCAGGCUGCAGAGCUGAUAGCUGUUUGGAGUGUUUUCCAACAUGAGGUACAGAAUACCUCCCUUGUCUGUAUUUACACUAACUCCUCUGCUAUGUUCAAGGGAUAUACUGAGUGGCUUCCUUUUUGGCAACAAAAGGACUGGGAAGUAAACAGAAUUUCAGUAUGGCAGAAGGAAAAGUGGCAAGAAAUUCUACGCUUUCUGCUGGUAAGAGUGGGGAUUAUAUCUUGGUUAGUCCAAACUGAAACUUUUAAAAGAACUACAGGAGAAUAUUCAUGGGUAACCUCCGAUGCCCUGGGGAUAGAGCAUUGGAUAAACACCCACUGGAUAAUUCCAUCAUUUUAAUCUCCUGCCCCUAUGUGGCAGACUCUGUUUUGUUUAUUUUCUACAGAAGAACACCGAGGGACAUGAAGAUCAGAUAAACCAUGAAUUUAUAGAUUUAAAAUAAAUGCUGUAACAAGGUCUAUAUUAAGUGUGAUAAUCACAUACCAUGGUGUAAAUACCCCUUUUGUGCUGAAUGGUAAAACUAACGUUUUCCCUUCUUUUCUGUUAACUCAAGGUGAUGACGUUUCAAUACGCUGCAGACUGAGUACCGGAUCCCACACUGAGCCUGUACACAGUCAAGUUGCCGGAUCUCGUGGCCAGGUUAU